Molecule: messenger RNA, 417 nt
Organism: Wickerhamiella sorbophila
Lineage: Eukaryota; Fungi; Ascomycota; Dipodascomycetes; Dipodascales; Trichomonascaceae
Exons: 1
Coding region: 1-417 (138 amino acids)
Source: RefSeq, a predicted model, not a curated record
AUGAGUUGGACUCAAGAUUAUUGCACAGUUUGCGACAAGCAGUGCCCUUCGGGCAACAUGUACUGCUCUCGCGAAUGUCUUGAAGCCGAAGCUUCUCCGCAGGGCUCCAAGUCCUCGGACUCGUCGCGCCGCCGAUCAAGUGGGAGUUCCGGUCUCAAACUCCUGGAUGCCGAAGCAAAAGCGACAAUCAACGCUGCGCCCAGUUCGAAUGCGCAAACUUUACUGAUUCGCCAAGAAGACAAGUUUCUGUACGAUUCGCCACUGCUCAAACCGCAGCAAACUUCGCUCUCGGUAUCUCCUCCCCUGUCACCUUUGUUGAUUGCACAGGGCAACGGGGAUGUCAAUUUGGGCGCUUCGGUUGGUCGUUUGAGCCAAAGCUCCUCGAGCUAUCGCCGGUGGCUUCAGAAUGAAAAUUAG